CCUGCAUGCGUGGUUCUCUGCUUCUGUAGUCAUUUAUUUUAUUUCCUUGCUUAUUUGCUUGCUCCUCUCCUGGUUUAUCAGACAUCAUUGUUUUGUUCAUUAGGGAUCAUCUCCAGGUUAGGUCAUACGACAGGUGAGUUAUGAUGGCUGGAGUGCGAUUGCGGUGUCCCGGGUAGGUACCCUAAACGCGGCUGACCAGCCAUUAACAUUGUAAAACCGUGCCAUCACCACCACAAACAGCUCCAGCCUUAGGCUGAGGAAAGUGCUAUUAGUGACCGACCUACGGAGUGGCCGUAAAAUGACAGUAAAUCUGAGUUGUACAAACGGUAAGUACAAAGUGCUGAAGUAUAGUGGGAUUGUUUUCCCAUUGUGGACGGCACCAUGAAAUGAAGCUUUGUAACAUUAACUGGCACUGAAUCAAGAAAAACGACUGGCUUUAUUUACAUGGCAUAUGUUAUUUAUAACGAGUGGUUGUAUUGUUUUAAAAGUCUGAUUCUUAACUAAUUAAAGCUUAAGGACAGCAACGCCCUCUACUAUCUCAUACCCCUUCCGGAUGGUACCCUUAACUGCAGACGGAGAAUGACAAAAAGGAAGUUACUUUGCCACUAGCCAAGUUGUGUACCAUUUUACUUACUGCACUUGUAUUAACAGUCACACAAAGGAAACAGUGUCUAUAGGACGGCAGGUCAGUGCAACAGCAGGUUGUACUCUUUGAAGGGUACCUGUGUGCUGUUAAACCAAUCCACAUCUGUGACUACAUUGCGUUUUGGUGAAAUCAGCACUCCGACUUGUACUGGAUGAGAUAUUCAACGGGUGCACAAUGAUGUUCCAGCUGUGGAAAUAUUAAAAGACAACAACGUAGUUAGCAAUAGGUUUUAACCAUUAUAGCUUGUUAGUUAUCCCGCCGCAACUGACUGCAGUUAGAGCCGCCGGAGGUAUUGAGCGUCCACUGGCGGCGACGAGUGACUUGGCAGCUCCUCCCCCAUAGUGUCUCCUGCACUCUGCAGAGGGGAAAAAAGGACACUGGGACGUGAUCAGGUUCCCAAGGAUGGAAAGUUGGAUGCAGUCUUUUUAGAAGAUACUACGAAGCAAGAAAUUGAACUAGUCUGAAUAAAGCUGAACAAAGAAACAGUCGGGUGCAACAGUGUGGGGGCUUUGGCCACAAAAAAUAAAUAAAUACAUCAGCUUUGCAAUGGAAACUCUUUCUCAGGACUGUCCCCUGGAAUGUCAGAUCUGCUUCAACUACUUCAGUCCCUGGCGUAGGCCAAAGGUUUUGGACUGCAAGCAUACCUGCUGCUCUGUAUGCCUGCAGCAGAUGCGUACUAGUCAGCGGGAUCUGCGGUGCCCCUGGUGUCGAACAGUCACAAAACUGCCUCCUGGAUUUUCUGUUGCUCAGCUGCCUGAUGACCCAGAUGUAAUUGCUGUUGUUACCUUACCUCAGACGUCUCAACACAGCCCUGUCUUCAUCAGACUCCCUAGCAAUGGAUGCUACAAGUUUCCUGCUACAAAAGAAGGAGUGCUACUUCCAGGGGAUGCAGGUUGCCGACUGCUUCCAGGCAAUCAGCAUAAGUCUGUGGCUGUGGUAACUCUCCCAGCUGAGGAACAGCCGCUGCAGGCUGGGUCCCAACAGGAACCAGAGGAAGAGCAUGAAACAAGAGCAGUUAUGAAAACCUCCACAUGGUCAGGUAUUUGCACUGUGAUUCUCGUGGCGUGUGUCUUACUCUUCCUUCUCGGCAUUGUGCUGCACAACAUGUCAUGCAUAUCAAAGCGUUUUACUGUAAUAUCCUGUGGCUGAUGUACUGUUCUUUGAUUACUACUUAAUGUGAGCCAGUAAUAUGGAAAGAUGUUGCCAGAAUUGAAUUGAACAUCUGCAGUGCAGUGUUAAGCAGACGGGGACAGUAAACAGUGUUUGCUGCAACUUCUUAACAUUGGCGAGAAUACAGCAAAUGAAAACGCAAGCAUUAGUGGAUCAGAAAUGAAAAUAAGAUGGGGAAGAUCCACGAAUGAGACUGCAUGUAGCAUAAUAUAAAAGAUCUGCUGAGAUGGGCUGUAUUUUUAAGUUGUCGUUACAUUAGAAACUUUGACAAAUGUCAGUAUGUAGCUGUUGUUAACUGCACCAUUAGAAACACGGUCUUUCAUAUAACCUGGUGCUGCAGUGUAUGUUCUGAAGAAAAAAAAAGGAUUAAAAAUCACAUUUUAUUUCUGAUGUGAAAGUGGGGACGUUUCCUAUCAGCCUUCUUUCUUUAUAUAUUUUCCCCAUAAUGGAAUAUAAACAUUACUGUAAAUUUAUAUUUUGAUGAUUCAGUUUUAAUUGAAUUUGGGCACGAGCUGAUAUUUUCCUUCUUGUUUUUCAAAUGAUUAAUACUUAUUGCUUUCUAAAAUAAAAGCACAUAAUUUGUACUUUUUAAUGUUUUCGCAAUUGUACCUGCCUGCUGUGCUAUUCUUAAUAUACUUAUGUGCCUUUGGUACAUAAUGAGGAUAGAUGUAAGGUUAUGACCUUAGGCCAGGUUAUGAAUUUGGUGAUAUCACAGUAAAAGCAAUAUGUGUGGGAAAAAAACAAGAGCACUGUAUGUUAACAGCAAAUUUAUUUUUUUUUACUAAUACCUCAGUAUAAUCUUUUUUUAUACAUUGUAUUGCUCUUAAUUUAAACCUGUUAGACUGUUUCAUGUAAGACCUUGUAUAGGCUAGGAAAAAAAAAGCACCUCUCCUAAGUGUAGUUUUUGCAGGAUAUAGGUGGAAAUUUUGUGACCAGUCAUUACAUUUUUUAGAGAAAUGUCUUUGAGGGGUGAAAAUUAACUGUUAAGUAUUGUAGGUGAGUGAUGGAUUAAAUGCUGUAUUCUAGUAUUUGUGAUAAUAAAAAUGGCAUAAGACUUAAUAGAUGAAGUAGGCAUAAGUGCAGGCAACUCUGUUAGGAAUACUUAAAACAUAAUGACCAGUGAAAAGCAACCGGUCAUCAGGAAAAUAAAGGACCCGAGUUUGUGAUCACUGUCUCUAGUUCAAAAUCAAAUAGUGUUUAAAUUGCAGUGAUUUGUGAAAUUUUCUGAUCUCAAGACCCUUAUGAUGGUUACUAUUUGAUGGCCUUAGGAUCACCUUAGUGAUGUGAAUAGUGUUUCUUUGAAAUAAGUUAAGUUUUUAUAAGGCAAUCUCUUAAAAUGCUUAAAACGUUAGUCUUUAAAACAAGGCAUAAGAUUUGUACUUUUUAUUGAAGAGACAGUGGUUUUAAUUUAGAUGUUAUCUCGGCUGCAGACAAUUAACUAUGUGUGCAAAGUACAGAGGUGCACAAGAAACUUUUCCUGUAUAAUGCCAGGUCUUUGUAAGCAAGAAAGCAGUAUGUAGCUAAUAGGCUAAAACCUGCAACCCUAGAAGCAAACAGUAAUCUCUAUGAAGGUCCAGGUGGCAGCCUGUGUUCUGAAGUAAUCUGUAAUUGAGGUACAGCAGUGUAUUUCUUUUGCUUUUUUUUCCAGAAUAUCAGCAAACACAGAUGUAUAGUCUGAAAUAUGAACUGAAUAUAUUGAUGUGAGAGGUAAACAACAGUCUGAUAAAAUGCAGUUAAUGUAGAUGAUUGUAAAAACUGUGAAAAUAUCUUGGUAUAUAAAGAUUUGUGUUUGAAUAAUUUGAAAAGAUUUCUAAUUUGUCUAAUCUGACUACACUUUCUACUGUUUAUGCUUAAGCCAUACACUUUUUAGCAAUGCUGUGAAAAACAAUCUUUCUUCAUUUUCUUUAUUGUUAUACUUGGCUGAAGGCCAUUCAUUUUCCAAAAAUAUAUUUUGUUUCAUAGCUUUUUGAUUCAUAGUUCUGUUUUAAAUACUAAAACUACUUCUGUCUUGGCUGUAUUUGUCCUAAUUAUUAUGUGGUAUCAGCUUUGAGUGUGAAAAAACAAGCUGGCUUUGUGCAGUCAGCAGUACACUAGAUUAUAGCUUGUCGCCCAUUAUCCGCUUGCAGCUGCCUGCGUCCCCAGUUUAUAUGCUUGCUAGGUUUAUCUUUAGAACAUCGUGUACAUGAAACCAUUACAGCUGAGGGAUGUUUUCAGUUAAGAAGUAUGCUGCUUAUCUCACUGUUAAGUUUAAGGCAAUGCAUUUGUGACUGCAAAAGCAUUUUACAGAUUUAGAAUGAUACAGAGUGUAACAGAAUAGAAAUUAUGUAAACACAUACAUUUAUGUACACGUAUGUGUAUCAGAGGGUUUUUUUCCACUGCCAUAAAAACAUAAAUCAGUAUCAGUAAUGAAUAAAUGGAUGUUUUUUCAUACUCUAGGCCUCCAUCAGUGCAGUGGAAUGCCAGUUAGAUUUUAAGUCCUUAAGUUUGUUGUUGUAGAUGUCCCAGGUUGGACAGAACCAGCACCUUUCAUAGUCGCAAAAAUAUGCAGAUAAAGCAGUGCAGAUACAGAGGAGGUGGUACAUACCUUCAUAAAAUUCUUGUUAGGUGCUCUGAUGCACAGUUCUUAGGCUAUGAGGACUGGUCCCCUUUUGAAUUAAAAUGUGGAAAUUUGAACAAAAAGAAGAUGAAAAAAGGACUGCCACAACCAUUAUAAAUAUGUAGUUGUACAUAGAAUUUGUGUUGUGUGCUUUUUUAGAUAUCUAAUAGUGUCAUACCCUAUGAAAGAAAUGGACACAGACAUAGUAAAAGAGCUGCGAAAUAAAAUAAUUACUGCACAUAUUUUUAAAAUGUAUACUUUAACCCAUAGGCCAACUUGUGUUUAGAUAUGGCUGAUAAAAGUGGUUAGAGGAACUUUAGUUUUUGCAUGGUUUCUUAAAAUUUCUUCCCUUUAAUUGCUCCUUAAGGGGAUGCAAUCAUGGUGAUUUUUUUCUAGUGGUAUUUAUGUAAACAGGUUAGUAAGGACCCUGGCUGAUCCAAAAUCUUAAAAAUAGAUCUGUAGUAGCAAAAUGUUGUUUGGGCGAAUAAUUUUAAGUAUUUGGAUGUUGAACAGAAUCAGAAACUCAUUUUAAAUGAAAAUGUAACCUUUAUUUCCAGAGUCAUUUAAAAAUGUUUCACUUCCUUAAGAAACACCACCUUGUUAUUAAUAAUCAUCAUUCAAUAGUUUACUUUCUAGGAUUUUAAAUUGUAAUAAAUAUUUUGAAACUAAAA
Molecule: messenger RNA, 5083 nt
Organism: Protopterus annectens (West African lungfish)
Lineage: Eukaryota; Metazoa; Chordata; Ceratodontiformes; Protopteridae
Gene: RNF152
Product: ring finger protein 152
Exons: 2
Coding region: 1193-1795 (200 amino acids)
Molecular function (GO): ubiquitin protein ligase activity
Source: RefSeq, a predicted model, not a curated record